This is a messenger RNA of Tachysurus fulvidraco (yellow catfish), 6107 nucleotides long. RefSeq names its product PTPRF interacting protein alpha 1 (gene ppfia1). Gene Ontology annotation, molecular function: protein binding. The record is from RefSeq and is a predicted model, not a curated record. The transcript has 34 exons. Gene Ontology annotation, biological process: synapse organization. Gene Ontology annotation, cellular component: presynaptic active zone. The coding region runs from base 994 to 4794 and encodes 1266 amino acids. NCBI's taxonomy places the organism in Eukaryota, Metazoa, Chordata, Actinopteri, Siluriformes, Bagridae.
CUGACUAGCCACAUAUCUGGCAACCCUGCUGGAGAUAACAAGAACACCGACCGGGAAAAAGGGGGCCAACAUCCAGUUUUUAAAGUGACAAAACUCGCACAUUUCAUCCAUCACAUAUCGGAUUUAACGUCAAAAACUCCACCCGAAACGAAUUCGUUUAAUGGAAAGCGUUGUUUCUUGUUCAGCUGGGAUUUUUGUACAGUUUUUAGUCAUCCUUUCCCCCGACGUUUCCUUUUGGAUCAUUACACCAAGCUGCUUUUCUUCCUUCGGACGGCUUCAGUGAUGUGGCUCAGGAGCCUGUUAACAAACUGUAGGAUUUAGAAAUUGGAUGUUUCUAUAUUUCAGAUUUUGACGUUUUCUUUGCGAUUUUCUGCGCCUUAAGUCCCACUUUUAUUGAUCUCUAAGUGGGAGAGAGACUUUAAAAGGCCCAAACCCGGUGUUUUGGUCUGGCUUUAACGGUAGCUAGCGAGCUGGCUAAACUUGGAGCUAACACUGGUGCUAAUUUAGCUUUGUGAUAACAUUGUGUUCAUGCAUUUCUUUUUCUUUUUUCUUUUAUAAACCAUAUUUAUAUAAGCGAGAAUGUUGUUUUUAUUUUAUUUUAUUUUAGAGCACAGAUAAUAUAAAGCUUGUUUUUAAUUCAUGUUAAAGUUUUUUUUUUAAUCGAGUGAGUUAUGUGUUGUUCUUAAAGCUGCUAGUUAACUAGUUUAGCAUUUUGGGAGAAUAAAUAAUGUCACUCUGGAGGGAUUGAGGCCCUUGUACUGUUUUUUUGGAUGGAUUCUGGGUGUUUUUGGAUGGAUCGGAGGAGAAAAACCUGCAACUGAAACGGUGUUAAAACUCCAAACUGGUGAUUUUGAAGGGUCUGGUGUUUAGAUCUGAAUUCAACUUUCAAACACUGGCUGAAAAACCCACAACAGUGCUACAAAGGUAGCUGAGAACACAGAAAUCACACACGGGUGCGGACCAAAACAACCGGUCUUGGAGCACCUGAGGAAGAUGAUGUGCGAGGUGAUGCCGACCAUCAGCGAGGCGGAUGUGGGGAGUAAUGGUGGGGGGCAGGGCUCCGGGUCUCCUCACCAAUCGGAUUCCGAGGGGCAUUUUGAGUCUCUGAUGGUGUCCAUGCUGGAGGAGAGGGACAGGCUCCUGGACACGUUGAGAGAGACGCAGGAGAAUCUGGGCCUGACGCAGGGCAAACUGCACGAGGUCAGCCACGAGCGAGAUGCUCUGCAGAGGCAGCUCAACUCUGCCCUGCCUCAGGAGUUUGCAGCGCUGACCAAGGAGGUGAACAUGUGCCGCGAGCAGCUGCUAGAGAGAGAGGAAGAAAUCGCUGAGCUAAAGGCUGAGAGAAACAACACACGACUGCUGCUGGAGCAUUUGGAGUGUUUGGUGUCACGUCACGAGCGCUCUCUCAGGAUGACGGUGGUGAAGCGUCAGGCUCAGAGUCCAGCCGGAGUCUCCAGUGAAGUGGAAGUUCUCAAAGCCCUAAAAUCCCUGUUUGAGCACCAUAAAGCCCUGGAUGAGAAGGUGAGGGAGAGAUUACGUGUUGCUCUGGAAAGGUGCAGUGUGUUGGAGGAGCAAUUAACGGCUUCUCAUAAAGAGAACACUUUACUGCGAGAGCAGAACAAUCAGAAGAAACUGCUGAUCGAUGGCAUGGCAGAAAUCAACCACAACUCUGAAAGCACACCCAGCACCAACGGCAAGGUACAAAGAUCAUCAGAUGGCUCAUUGGGUCCUGAUGAAGAGGUGGGAAAGGUGUCAGAGCUGCAGGAGGUGAUGGACAGACAGAGCAAAGAGCUGCUUCAGAUGAAGGAGCGUGUCGUUUGCCUCAGCAGCAGAGUAAGCGAGCUGGAAGAGGACCUGGAUACAGCCCGCAAAGACCUCAUCAAAUCAGAGGACAUGAACACUCGCCUCCAAAGGGACAUACGAGAGUCUCUUGCGCAGAAGGAUGACAUGGAGGAGAGGAUAACGACUCUGGAGAAACGCUACCUGGCUGCACAGAGAGAAGCGACGUCUGUUCACGACCUGAACGACAAACUCGAGAACGAACUCGCCAACAAGGAGUCUCUCACCCGCCAGACGGAAGAGAAGAACAGGCAGCUGCAGGAGCGGCUCGAGCUGGCCGAGCAGAAACUCCAGCAGACCAUCCGCAAAGCCGAGACGCUGCCCGAGGUGGAGGCGGAGCUCGCUCAGAGAGUCGCCGCCCUCAGCAAGUCUGAUCGUUCUGUGUGCUCUACCUCUAAGGACUCUAAGGAGACUAAAGCGCAGAGGAAGGCUGAGGAAAGGCACGGAAAUGUGGAAGAGCGCCUGCGACAGAUGGAGGCUCAGCUGGAGGAGAAAAACCAGGAACUGCUCAGGGCUCGUCAGCGCGAGAAGAUGAACGAGGAGCACAACAAGCGUCUGUCUGACACGGUGGAUAAACUUCUCUCCGAGUCCAACGAGAGGCUUCAGCUGCAUCUGAAGGAGAGAAUGGCUGCUCUUGAGGACAAGAACACCCUCAUCCGUGAGCUGGAGCACACUAAGAAACUGAUCGAAGAGUCUCAGCAUGAAAAGGAGCAGCUUCUGAUCCAGAUUGAGACGAUGCGAUCAGAGAGCGAUCAAGAUCGCAGCAUGAGCAACUCCUUACUACACCAGGGGCGCUCUCAUAUGGGCAGCACACCAGACUUCAGGUACCCGGUCUCUGCUUCUUCUAUGAUUGACAACCAUUCUGACCAGUACACCAGCUCUCUGGUGCUGAGACGGCCCCAGAAGGGGCGGGCCGCUGCUCUAAGGGACGAGCCGUCCAAGAGGCAUGUGCAGACUCUGAACGAGCAGGAAUGGGAGCGCGUGCAGCAGGCCAACGUCUUGGCCAAAGUGGCAUAUGCGUUUGAGAGCGACAUGGACGUGUCUGAUCUGGAGGAUGACCGAGAUACUAUUUUCAGUUCAGUGGACUUGAUGUCCCCUGCUGGACAAACUGAUGCACAAACACUCGCUAUAAUGCUGCAGGAGCAGCUUGAUGCCAUCAACAAUGAGAUUAGAAUGAUUCAGGAGGAGAAGGAGAACACGGCCCUGCGAGCCGAAGAAAUCGAGUCGAGAGUCGGGAGCGGCGAAAGUCUCGGCUCCCGGUUCCGCUCCAUGAGCUCGAUCCCGCCUUCCUCAUACGGUUCCGCCCACCCCGGCUCUGCACAUUCUGGCUCCUCCCCUCCAGGUUCAGGUCACUCCACCCCUCGGCGAGUUCCGAACAGAGAGAUGGACCGCAUGGGGGUCAUGACCCUUCCUAGUGAUUUGCGGAAGCAUCGUAGGAAGCCGGCGCAGGAUGACAAAGCUUCUAUCAGAUGCGAGACAUCUCCUCCGUCUACUCCUCGUUCAGCGAGGCUCAGUAGAGGAGGGCACGCUGCCAGUCACGAGGACAUCCGAGACAUCCGAAGUAUUUCUGCAUUGCAGGACGGUCAGGGCAGUAACCCCAGCAGCAGUAACAGCAGUCAGGACUCGCUCAACAAAACGGCAAAGAAGAAAAGCAUCAAGUCUUCCAUCGGCCGCUUCUUUGGCAAAAAGGAGAAAGGAAGGCCGAGUCUUCCAGGAAAAGACUCUUCCAGCCAAGGAGGAACACCAGAGGGAGAAGUUUCCCAGGAUUCAGUGGGGCUGGGCAAACUCGGAGGCCCUGGUGAAAAGAACAGGAAGAUGCAGAAGAAUCCAAAAACAGGGCAUGAAUUGCUGGAAGAAGCUCGUAGGCAAGGGCUUCCUUUUGCCCAGUGGGACGGACCUACUGUUGUCUCCUGGCUGGAGCUGUGGGUUGGAAUGCCAGCGUGGUACGUGGCAGCCUGUCGUGCCAAUGUGAAGAGCGGAGCCAUCAUGUCUGCUCUAUCAGACACCGAGAUCCAAAGAGAGAUCGGCAUCAGUAACCCGCUACAUCGCCUCAAACUGCGCCUCGCCAUCCAGGAAAUCAUGUCAUUAACCAGCCCUUCGGCUCCGCCCACUUCCAGAACGUCCACGGGGAAUGUGUGGGUUACACAUGAGGAGAUGGAGAGCCUGGCAGCUACACCACUCACGGAGGAUGAAGAGGGCAGCUGGGCCCAGACGCUCGCUUAUGGAGACAUGAACCAUGAGUGGAUCGGGAACGAGUGGUUGCCCAGCCUGGGUUUACCUCAGUAUCGCAGCUACUUUAUGGAGUCUCUAGUGGAUGCACGUAUGCUGGAUCAUCUGACCAAGAAAGACCUGCGUGGCCAGCUAAAGAUGGUGGACAGCUUUCACAGAAACAGUUUCCAGUGUGGUGUGAUGUGUUUGAGGAGGCUAAAUUAUGACCGGAAAGAACUUGAGAAAAGACGAGAGGAAUCCCAGCUGGAGACGAAAGAUGUCCUGGUAUGGAGUAACGAGCGUCUGAUUAAAUGGGUGCAGUUUAUUGGGUUGAAGGAAUAUGCAGACAACUUGCAGGAGAGUGGUGUGCAUGGAGCGCUAGUGGCCCUCGAUGAAACAUUCGAUCACAACACGCUCGCCCUGCUGCUGCAGAUUCCCACUCAGAACACGCAGGCGAGAUCAGUGCUGGAGAGAGAGUACAAUAACCUGCUUGGUUUGGGAACAGAGCGGAAACUAGAGGAGGAUGAUGAUAAGAAUUUCAGGAGAGCUCCAUCCUGGAGGAAAAAGUUUCGCCCCAAAGAUGUCCGUGGUGGCUUCAGCUCCGACACACUGCCUGCUAACUUCAGAGUGACCAAUAGCACAUCCACUUCACCUGCCAUUCAGCCCAAGAAACACCAGCUGGACGGUGAAGCGACAGAAGACGAGGCGUCCCCUUCAGGCUGCGAGUCUAAUGCACAAGCACUCUGAGAUUCCUGAAGGUUUAUCACGACGUCUCCGAAGUAGAGGACAUAUUUUAGAUUUACGGAUUAUUCUAUUUAUGGGACAUUUCAUAUAUUUAGUUAUGUUUAUGCAUCAUUUGCCUUUUCUUCUUCUUUUUUUUCCCCCCAUAUCAUUUUUAACUCUUUCAGGUGUAACUGAAUGUAUUACAGAUCUGAAGUUUGUACAUUUUUAUCUAAUCAAUUUUUUUUUUUUAUUAUUAUUAUUAUUUUUUUAAAUAAUCCUCAUUUCCUUAAUUGUGUCCAUAUAUUUGGUUUGUGAUGCUGAAACCUGAGCUGAUUCAGAUUUUUGUGACUGACUUUUUGUGAUAUAAUUUCAUCCCCUUACUUCUGUUCUUAAAUCCAUUUGGCUGUUGAUUUGUUGAUGUAUUAUGUGAAUAUCAGAAUUGGUGCAUAUCUUAGAGCAUUUGUUCCACGACCCAGUGGUACUUAUUAUGACAAUUAUAAUGAUUAUAAUUAUUAUUAUUAUUUCAACCCCUCUGUCUCUUUCCUAUUUUUCUUGUCUGAUACCAAAACAUGUGAUAAGCCAUAAACGGUAGCAAUGACGAGGGCUACUUUCGGAUGCAUCUUUCAGCAGUCGCCUUUUCCACAUGCUGAAUCUCUCCAUUCCUUUUCUCCUGCACAUGAGACACGCAUUAAGGACGUGUGUAUAGGUGUGUGUUUGUGCAUAUGCGUGUGUGUGUGUGCGUGCUAUUCUUCUCCGCUGGACCAACCUCACUGUGGCCUAAGCUCUAUUUGCAGUGUCCGAAAAUUUGGCGUGAUUUGACCUUCCAGCAUCUGAUUAAGCCUUACAUCCCUCUGUUUUUAUUUAUUCUGCUUCUCCUCGUGUGUUCACGGCAUUUUAACCUUCUCAUGAGUCAUAUCAAAUAAAAAGCCUGGACUGUAUUAUAACUUUAGAGAGUCACAUUCUUUGACCUGACAAACACAAGUUCAUCCCCUGCCCUUCUCUUUGUCUUUUUGCCUCUUUUUAAGUCUCUCAUGCACAAUUCCAAUCAUUUGUUUUCCUCUCUAUUGUUAAAAGAUCUCUCCUCUUGUAACAGAAAUGCUGUACAGUCUGAGUACUUAUGAACUAUUUUUUAUCACAGUAUUAUUUAUUGCUUCCUUUCAAUAAAAAAUACUGAUCCCUAUUUUCCACUGCCAAUAAAAAGACUAAGUCUUUGCUUUAAAAAAAAAAAAACACAUACCGAGCUGUGUCAUUCUUUUAAAAGAAGCUGGUCUGUUCCUUCAUGUGUUUAGGUCUUGAAGUAAUAAAACUCUGUUAGGAAAAUAAUCCUAAGCACCAUG